This is a messenger RNA of [Candida] anglica, 922 nucleotides long. NCBI's taxonomy places the organism in Eukaryota, Fungi, Ascomycota, Pichiomycetes, Serinales, Debaryomycetaceae. The record is from the annotation of a GenBank genome assembly.
ACAAUUGCAAAUAAUAAAUAGCUAAUAAUCCCCACAGAAUAACUGUGAGAGCUAAUAUAAGUUACCGGGGUCAUAGUAUAAUAACACCACCGUGCGCUACUACUGCAUAUAUACAUAGAUAUAUAUUUAUUUUGUUGUUGAUAGAGAAAUCGUCAUUUGUUACCUUUAGUGGUCAUGAGCUUUCCUAAUCCUGCCACGCCAGUUAAAUUGGUGUUACUAGGCGAGGCUGCCGUGGGUAAGUCGUCGCUUGUGUUGCGGUUUGUCAGCAAUGAUUUCCAAGAAAACAAGGAGCCCACCAUUGGGGCGGCGUUUUUAACACAGAAAUGCACCAUUGGAGAUAAGACCAUCAAGUACGAGAUCUGGGAUACUGCCGGCCAGGAGAGAUUCGCGUCGUUGGCGCCCAUGUACUACCGGAACGCGCAGGCGGCGUUGGUUGUGUAUGACAUCACCAAACCUGCUUCGUUUAUCAAGGCCAGACAUUGGGUCAAGGAGUUGCAUGAGCAAGCGUCCAAGGAUAUCACCAUAGCGCUUGUUGGGAACAAACACGAUUUGGUGGAAGAUGAUACCGCUGAGGAUUCCUUGCGGAAGGUCAGUGUCGAGGAAGGUCAGAGUCUUGCCGAGGAGGAAGGGUUACUUUUCUUUGAAACAAGUGCCAAAACGUCAUACAAUGUUAACGAGGUAUUCAUUGGAAUAGGAAGUAAAAUCCCCCAGGUUUCAGACCUGCCCGCACAGUCCGCUUCGGUCAACGAAGGGCGUGUAGACUUGUCUGGUGCAGCUUCCUCAACCGCGGGGGAAAGCUGUGCUUGUUAGAAGGUAUUUCUGCUCCGUGUUUGGAAAAGAGACUGAUCGUCAAUUUUGACGUGCAUUGUUUAUUGGGUUGCGUAUAGAGGAACUAUCAUUGUAUAUUUUAAUUGUCUGUAAA